AUGGCUGAACUAGAUUUGAAAGUAGGUAUGAAGUUUGAGACAAGAGCCAAUUUUAGGGAUGUGCUGAGGGAUUGGGCUGUGAGGAGGGGAUGGGAUUUGAAGUUGGUGAAAAAUGAAAAACACUUGAUAAUUGCAACAUGCAAAAAUGGGUGUAAUUGGAAGUUGAGGGCAUCUUCAGUCAUGAAAUCCACAACAUUUCAGAUAAAGUCUAUUAAGGGAGAAUAUACCUGUGCACGUGAUGUGAAAGAGCAAUAUGCAAGACUUUAUGACUACUUUCAUACAGUAGUCAAACAUAAUCCACGGAGCUCUAUAAUAAUGAAGCUGAACAAAGAAGUGAAUCCACCUGUUUUACAAAGAAUGUAUUUUUGCCUGAGAGGCAUGAGAGAUGGUUUCAUUGAGGGGUGUAGACCAUUAAUUGGAUUGGAUGGGUGUUUUCUGAAGGGGUUAUUCAAAGGGCAGUUGUUGGCUGCUAUUGGGAGGGAUCCAAAUGACAACAUUUAUCUAAUUGCUGUUGCGUAUGUAGAGGUUGAGAAAUAUGAUAGUUGGGAGUGGUUUUUGAACCUUUUGCUUAGAGAUAUAGGCUUACAAAAUGAGAGGGGAUGGGCCUUGAUUUCAAAUAGGCAGAAGGGGUUACUAGAGGCCAUUGCUGAACUGGCACCUAGGGCUGAACACAGAUUCUGUUUAAGGCACAUGUAUAAUAAUUUUAAAGAAAAAUUUAAAGGGCAACAACUAAAAAAGAUGUUUUGGAAAGCUGCAUCAACUUACAGUGUUAACCAACACUUGAAAACAAUGGCUGAGAUUGAAAAAAUGUACCCAAAAAAAGAUGCUGAACAAACACCAUACGAAUGGUUGGCUGAAAUACCUCCAGUGCAUUGGGCAAGAUGUUUCUUCCCAACUAAGACAAAGUGUGAUGUGCUUAUGAAUAACAUGAACGAAUCCUUCGAUCAUAUUAUCCUGGAGGCAAGGGAAUUACCAAUAAUUCAGAUGUUUGAAUGGAUAAGAAAUAAGUUCAUGGGAAGAAUUCAAGUGAAAAGAGAGGGGAUGGAAAAAUACGAGGGGGUUGUUUGUCCUAAUACCAUGAAGAAAACUGAAGUGCAAAGGCUGGAAAGUAGAAACUGCUUUCCUUAUUGGGCAGGGGAAGACAAAUACGAGGUAAUGCAUUUUAUGCAAAACCACAUAGUCUACCUCAAGGAGAAGUUUUGCAGUUGUGGCAUGUUUCAGCUUGUGGGAUAUCCUUGCUGUCAUGUCAUUGCUGCAAUUGAUUAUCAUAGGCUGAAAGUAGAGGAUUUCAUUGAUAAUGUUUCAAGAAGGAAGUGUAUUUAA
Molecule: messenger RNA, 1323 nt
Organism: Sesamum indicum (sesame)
Lineage: Eukaryota; Viridiplantae; Streptophyta; Magnoliopsida; Lamiales; Pedaliaceae
Source: RefSeq, a predicted model, not a curated record